GAUGCAAUCUGAAGGUGCUGAUGUUGGUGCCCUUUGUUCAGAGUGAGAGUGAGAGGAGGGAAUGGGAGAGGGGUUUUGACUUAUGAGUAGCUGUGACAUUGGAAACGGCAGUAAAUUGUGCCAACACCAAACAGAGAGCAAGAGGGGAAAACAAAACCAUACAGAGUGGAAAAAUCUGUGAGCAAAGAGGAUUUACAUUUCCGUUAAAUCAAUAGCUAAGCACCAGGAAAUUCAAGAGGAAAUUUAUCAGACUCUGCUGGGGACAGAACAUCGUUUCUUUGAACUCGGUAAGGAAAGAAUAUUAUUUACAGAUUUACGCCUGAUAUCUACAAUGAGUGGUCAGGCGUAGCCAUGGUGCUGAUUCUGGGACGACGCAUUAACAGGGAUGAUAACCAUUUCCGUGACUCACCUCUCAGCAAACGCAAAGUCCUUGAAGUGGACCAGAAGCCGGUGGUGAAUCAAGACAUUUUUGAUUUCUCCUCAGGCCCAUCUCAUGCUGAGAGCAUCCUCGAAUUGCUGAAUGAGUUCAGGGCCAGUCGUCUCUUCACUGAUGUGGUCAUCUGUGUGGAGGGCCGUGAGUUUCCUUGCCACCGCGCCAUCCUGUCUUCCUGCAGCAGCUACUUCAGGGCUAUGUUCUGCAAUGACCACCGUGAGAGCCGGGAGAUGUUGGUGGAGAUCAACGGCAUCUUUGCUGAUGCCAUGGACCAGUUCCUGCAGUAUGUCUACACGGGAAAGGUGAGGAUCACCACGGACAACGUGCAAUACCUGUUUGAGACCUCUAGCCUCUUCCAGAUCAACGCCAUCCGCGAUGCCUGCGCCAAGUUCCUGGAGGAGCAGCUUGACCCCUGCAAUUGCCUAGGGAUCCAGAAGUUUGCAGACACACACUCCUUGAAGGUGCUGCACUCCAAGUGCAGAUGCUUCGGCCUGCAGAUGUUCUCCGAGGUUGCCCUGCAUGAGGAGUUCCUGGGACUGGAGAAGGAUGAGCUCAUCGACUAUGUCUCCAGUGAUGAUCUGGUCGUCAGCAAGGAGGAGACUGUGUACGAGUCUGUGAUACGUUGGGUAUAUCAUGACAUUGACCGCAGGAGGCCCAUGUUGAAAGAGCUGCUGACUCAUGUUAGGCUUCCCCUACUGCACCCCAAUUAUUUUGUACAGACGGUGGAGGGGAACCAGCUAAUCCAGAGCUCUCCUGAGUGUUACCAACUGCUGCAUGAGGCUCGGAGGUACCACGUCCUUGGCAAUGAGAUGAUGUCACCACGGACGAGACCUCGUAGGUCCACAGGUUACUCCGAAGUAAUUGUGGUAGUGGGAGGCUGUGAACGAGUGGGAGGCUUCAAUCUCCCUUACACUGAAUGCUAUGACCCAAUGACCGGAGAGUGGAAGUCGCUUGCCAAACUCCCAGAAUUCACCAAAUCUGAGUAUGCUGUUUGUGCCCUGAGGAAUGAUAUCCUUGUGUCAGGUGGCAGAAUCAACAGCCGUGAUGUGUGGAUGUACAACUCCCAGCUGAACAUCUGGAUGCGAGUGGCCUGUUUAAACAAAGGCAGAUGGCGCCACAAGAUGGCUGUCCUUCUUGGCAAGGUGUAUGCAGUGGGAGGUUACGAUGGUCAGAAUCGGUUGAGCAGCGUGGAGUGUUACGACUCUUUCUCAAACCGCUGGGUCGAGGUUGCAUCCCUCAAAGAGGCAGUCAGCUCACCGGCUGUCGUCAGCUGUGUCAGUAAGCUGUUUGUGAUUGGAGGAGGGCCUGAUGACAAUACGUGCUCUGAUAAGGUUCAAUGUUAUGACCCAGCCACUAAUGUUUGGUUGUUGCGAGCACCCAUUCCUGUUGCUAAACGAUGCAUCACCGCAGUGUCCCUGACCAACCUUAUAUACGUGGCCGGGGGGCUGACCAAGUCCAUCUUCUGCUACGAUCCAGUGGAGGAUUAUUGGAUGCAUGUGGUGAACACCUUCAGUAGACAGGAGAGUUGCGGCAUGUCUGUGUGUAACGGCAAGGUCUACAUCCUCGGUGGCAGAAAGGAAACGGGAGAGGCCACUGACACUAUUACAUGCUACGACCCAGCAACAGGAAUCAUCACAGCAAUGGCUGCCAUGCCGAGGCCCAUUUCCUAUCAUGGCUGUGUGACAAUUCACAGAUACAAUGAGAAGUACAGACCUUGAGCCAGAGAUCUCCAGCACCCACCCAAUACUGAGUGGCAAAGAGGCACAACCACACUAUAACAUCCUGUGGAGGGACCAGAGGCAGCCUCUGCAGGUUCUAUAUUAGAUGACUUUACUGUAGCAUACUCUUCAAAACAUUGAGCCUUUUUUUUAAAGAAACUUUUAUUACAACAUUAGAGUUAUAGAUCAACAAUCAAUGUCUUGCAUAAUACGAAAGUCCCAGUGAUAAGAAUACCAAAGCUGUGGCAUUGCAGGCAAUAUUAUGCCAUUUGCACAUGUUUGUGCAUCCCUCAGAUAACCGUGGACAGUUAAUGGUGCAUUUAGGGUAACACUUUCAGGUCUGAGACCAUAAUCCAGAAGGAAAUAGCUGUUCACUUUCUGGUGUAAUUAGAGAGUCACAAAGUGAGAAAUGCAAGUGGAAAACUUUUGUUGAGUCAGUUGGAGGUGUCUUGGAAUCAUAGAGACUGAGGCACUGUCCAGGGUCAGGAUUGAAACCUUCAUAUUCGAGCAUCUACAUCACUUUGACAUCAUUCAGUGGCUGCUUUGUGGCCACUCCCAGUGAAGUGCAUAGAUGUUUUCGUAUACUGUGAUCCCAGUUAUUGUCCUAAUUUUUCACCUUUUGGUAUCUAUUAAGGCUUAUGAGGAACAAACACUUUAACUCCUGCAACGUGACUCAGUAGAGGUCAAGGAUAAGAUGUCUUGGCACUGGUUGCCUUGGGUUGGAGAUAGAAAGUCAGAAUUAGUCAGCUGUGAUCUCAUGUAUGAGGCAAGAAACCAGACCUUCCAGAUCGUAUCUCUUGGGUUUUAAUCCCCCCCCAACUCACUGCAAAAACCUUUGUCAAAAGGAUUUUUUUUAUUUCUGACAUACCUCUCUGGCUGCAGAGAUGCUGUAAUACAUCAAAUGCAUCAAGGAUUGCUACAGCCUAGUUCUGGAAAAGCAUCAGCCUUUUUGACAAGAGUGGCAGUAAGUGUUUUUUUUUCAUUCACUUACGGAAGAGGGCAUGCCUCCUGUUACUUGUAAGAGCUCAUAUUGGUCCCCAGCUCGUGUGUCUUCUGGAUUUUGUAUUCUUAAUAUUGGUGGAAAUUUGGUUUGUGCAAGCAAUUUUGAUAAAUGCAUUGCUAGUCAAAUACAUGCCUGUACUUUCCAGCCAGAGAUCACUAGAACAGAUUUCAGUUGAUCAGAUUUAACAGGUCACAGUGUUGUUAGUGUCGGUACUUACAAAGAAAUGUUCCAUAGACAGUAACUUAGCUACUUGACUUUGAACCCUAAGACUUCAAAGUUAUGCCUCUGGCAAUUGGAUUGUCAGACCUGGUUGGAGUUCUGGUUUAGAUCAUAGAUCCAAUAAUUGAAGUAAGUGUAUGUGGGUAAUUUUCCAGACAAUGUUGAGCCAAGUUGGUUAUAUACUGUGUAUAUAUAUCCCACAGUGAGUGGGUUAUAGCCCAGUAAUAUGCAGUGGCAGUUUAUUUAUACCAUGUAUAUUUACCCAUGCUAGAUAGAAUGUGAAUUAUUCCCAAUUCCCAGUUAUGUAUAUUGCAUCAAACAGUGCAUAUUGAUGGGAUGAAAGAUAAAAGCUUUGGUAAUUAUAAAGGAAGUGAUAGAGGUAUAGUGCUGACUGUUAACCCUUGAACAUCAGAUUGCGCAUUUAGAGGCUAUGUCAUUGCAUGAGUGAGAGUCACACCCUCUAUUUGAAAAUGAAAGUUGUUAAUGUCCCUAAGAGAAGAACAUUCCAUUGUAGCUUUUCCAAAGUGAGUCCUUUUGCCAUUCCCUUACAUCACUAACAGUUUCUCCUAAAUGUGGGUUGGAGUAGGGUGAGGGGGUGGGGGUGAGUGUACAUAAGUCCCACUCUAUCCAUCCUGGGGGUAUUUUUCAUGUAUUUGCUGGAAGGCAAUAGAUUGGUGUGUAACCACCAGGCCUGAUCCAGGCUUUGGCUCACAUGGACACACAUUUGGGGGAGGCCUUGACUUUUGUGUGCUUUUGAAAAACAAUGGAAAACAAGGUUGCUGGUUAACCAUCACUCAUUUCGCACUAAUGCACAAAGUCUUUCCCCAGGACUUUAAACUACUUAAGUCAUUAUAUCUGGAUAAUUUUGCAAUAAUGUGAGAUUUGAGGAGGUUAAAGGAUUGAGUUCUUUGUGGCAUUUAUUGAUACAGUGUAAGGUAUGUCGAUCUGAACUAACUCAGUUGGGAUAGCUAAUAGCAUAAUACUACUGUCAGUGGAUUAGCAAUCCAGAAACCAAGGAUAAGGCUUUGGGAACAGGCUUCAGAUUCCACCACAGCAGCAGGUGGGAGUUAAAUUCAACUAAUUCAUGAUUCUUAAGUUAAAAGGUGUUGUCAUUAAAUGAUCAUUGAUUAUUACAAAAACCCAUCUGGUUCACUGUUGUCCUUCAGAAAAAGAACUUUGCUAUUGGUUCACCAAACUUCUCAGCCGGGCCUGCAGGGACCAACCGGAUCUCCCAGUCACCGUCCAUUUUAAUUCCCCUUCUCACGUCCUUUCCAACGUGACCAUCCUUGGCCUCCUCCAUUGCCACAAUGAACCAAACUGCAAAUUGGAGGACCACCACU
Messenger RNA from Chiloscyllium plagiosum (whitespotted bambooshark), 4713 nucleotides. It is a transcript of the gene klhl24a, whose product is annotated as kelch-like family member 24a. Gene Ontology annotation, molecular function: protein binding. NCBI's taxonomy places the organism in Eukaryota, Metazoa, Chordata, Chondrichthyes, Orectolobiformes, Hemiscylliidae. The record is from RefSeq and is a predicted model, not a curated record.